Molecule: messenger RNA, 3609 nt
Organism: Penaeus vannamei (Pacific white shrimp)
Lineage: Eukaryota; Metazoa; Arthropoda; Malacostraca; Decapoda; Penaeidae
Product: mediator of RNA polymerase II transcription subunit 25
Biological process (GO): positive regulation of transcription by RNA polymerase II
Cellular component (GO): transcription regulator complex; mediator complex
Source: RefSeq, a predicted model, not a curated record
CCUAAGCGACCUCUCUCCCGUCUGACGCCUAUAGUCAAGCGAAGAGAAAUCCUUAGAGAACGAAUGAAUCCCUUAUUAAUGGAAGAGGGAAAGAGUUGUUCGAGACGAGAAAACUCUUUUGUGAUUUAUUGAAUGGUCUUCCCGGAUUACUCUGUAGAACAAGAUGAAUUACGACAGGAGUGAUAUCGUCUUCGUUAUCGAGAAAAGCGUCAGUCUGAAGAGAUACUUACCAGAGCUCAUUGAAGGAUAUAUUAGUCCCAUUAUAUCGUUCUUUGGUAAUGGUCUCUCAGAGGAGUCGGAUGUCUUUUUCUCACAGAGCAGUUUUGUUCAGUAUGCCUCAGUAUUUUAUGGAACAGAAUUAUCCCUGGUUGGGUCAUGGGGCCAAGUGGAGUCGUUUGGGCCAACAUGUUCAGAGCGGGAUAUCUUGAAUGCCAUAAAAAAUGCUCGCUAUAAUUGCAAAAACUUGACAAGACAAGCUUUCAUCCUGGAGGGAUUGCAGGGUGCCCUAAAUUUGUUUGAGACCAUGAAACAGCGUUACCCACCGGGGGAAAGUGUCCAGAGAUGCUGCAUUCUCAUAACGCAGAGCACGCCGAUGACUAAUCCUUGGUCACCAACAAGCCCAGAAAAAGUUAUCCUUGAACUAAAAAGAUGUGGUAUCCAACUGUCAGUUAUAUCAAUGCACAAAUUGGUAGAGCUGUAUCGUCUGUUUGAUGCAGCGGGAGGAGACCACCAGGCCUGCAUGGCUAAGAAUUAUGCAAGCAAACCACAACACCUUGUCCUUCUCAAAGACAUUAUUCUGCAGGAGAGAGCGCUGAGCCCUUCGCUCAUACCUUACACCCCAGUGACGUCAGUGGCCACGCCCCCUGCCCCGCAUGUGUCACAGCCACCCACGGGCCCAGGACCUUCUCCAAACACCCUCCCUACAGGCCCUGCGACACCAUCUCCAGGUCCUGUCAAUGGUGGCUCACCGGCUCCCACGCAGGUCCAAACAUCAGGAAUGCCGCGACCACCCCCAGCUGGAAUGGUCGUCAAUCCAAUAACAAGUACCCAGCAAGGCAAUCUUUCAACUCAGCAACCAUCAAUCAUAGCACACAACGUUCAAGCUCGGGUCCCGGUUGGCAUUGGUCCAAACAGACCGCGUUGGUUGCCAGAUCCAAAUGCUGCUCCUGGGAACACUCAUGGUGGUGCUUGGCCUGUGGGGGCAGGCCAGCGGGCACCUACCAUGCAGCCUGUUAUAAUGACAAAGACUCAGCCGCCUUUACCAAACCAGGAUGUGAAUCAGACAAUACCUGUGCCAAUGCCUCAGACGCCUAACCAGGUGGGACAAGGGGCAGGGAUAAACAUGCCAAAUCAGCGACAGGUAGUGUGGCAGGGCACGUUGGAAUGGCAGGAGAAGAAGGGCGACAAUAACACCAGAGUAGCCCACCAAGUGACAUGCAAAAUGACAUCGCUGGUGGUAAAUGGAGAGCCAGAAGUAAAAACUGAGGGUUGGUCAACUAAACUCAUAAUGCAGAUGAUACCAAAACACAUUCUUGGCUCCAUCGGAAACACUUUCUUCAAGAAUGUGAAGACUGUCAUGUUCCUGCCAGAUCAGAGUCCUGCACUGGAAGCUCUUACUACUUUUUUGUUCAGAGGGAUGGCUGGCUGCGUACAUGUGUCACAUCCAGCUCCAUCACAAAAUGAGGUGAAAGUCAUCAUCCUGCUGUUUUCGUGUGAGAAGAAGGCCUAUGUUGGCUUCAUUCCAGUGGAUCAAGUCUCCUUUGUGAAUAAGAUCAGGAGUGUCAUUCAGGGUGCAAGAAAAGGACAGAUCCCAGGUAAUAUCAUGGCACCAGUGAGUGGGCCUAAUGUGUCUGGUGGUGGACCGGUAAUGGUAGUCCAGAAUACCCCAGGGAUGCCUCAACUGCCUACCAGUUCAGGUUCAAAUAUGAACGUCAUGUCUACGCAGAGCAUGAUCAUCCAGCAGAACCCACAGCUCACACAAGCUCUCAGUCAGCCUAUUAGUCAAGGUGGGAACGCUAUGAUGGGUGGAGGCCAGAUGUCGCAGAUGCCAAGCGGCAAUGUGUCUCAAGGCUUGGGUCAGCCAGGGCCAGGGGGGCCAGGGGGGCCAGGAGGACCAGUUAAUGUGCAGAUGGGAACAGGCCAGUCUGUCUUGGCCACACAACUCACCACAAGACCAACGCUCAAUAUACAACAGCAGCAGCAGCAACAGCAGCAGCAGCAACAACAACAACAGCAACAACAACAGCAGCAACAGCAGCAGCAACAACAGCAACAGCAGCAGCAGCAGCCUGACCAAGAGAAGCUACAGCUGCUUCAGUUGCGUCAGAAUCAGCCACAGCAGCAGACACAACAGCAGCAGCAACAGCAGCAACACCACAGUGCAGCAAUGCGACAGCAGCUUCACCAGCAAUUGCAACAUAGACCUCAUGUUGGGGUAGGGAUGAAUAUUGGGCCCCAGGGACAAGGGGGCAACACUACCCUUGGGCAACCUCGCAUGAUGCAGUCCACCAUGCAGAAUCCAGGGCUAAAACAUCUGCUUCAAGUAAGACAGCAACAUCAACAACUGCAGCAUCAACAGCAACAGCAGCAGCAACAGCAGCAACAGCAACAAAUUAUUAUGAUGCAGCAGCAGGGGAUGAGGCCACAGUUAGGUCAGCAGGGCCAGCAGGUCAUGGGCCAGGCAAUAGGCCAGCAGGGAAUGGGCCAGCAGGCUAUGAACCAGCAGACUAUGGGACAGCAAGGUAUUGGUCAGUCGAUUCAAGAUAGCAGUGACUAUAUGGAUCUGUUAUAAGAAGUCAUUUCGAUGUACCAUAUUUUCCGGCAGAUGAGAGGCAACCAUACUUUUUUUUUUUUUUUUUUUUUUUUUUUUUUAAGGAGGGAAGGGGGGAAUAAGUUUGGCACAUUUUAUUAUGUAUGAAUAAUAUACGCCAUAGUUUCUUUGGGUAAAACAAAUUACUAAUAUCUGAUGUAGGCUUUGUUGCUUGAAGGUGAGCAGUAUUAUGAAAUGUUCAAACCUGUGUCUGUCUAUAGUCAUAACCUGACCCCUUAUUUUACAUCUUCAAUAACUGUACUACAAGUUUGACAUAAUUUUAUAUAAAUAUAUAUUGGGUGUUCACACUAUAUUUGUAAUAUUGUUACUAAGAUAAACUGAAUAUUUGUGUUGAAUGGACUAUUGAGUUGUGCAAAUCCACAUGAUAUUUUUUGAUUAGUUUUGGCCUUAACUUGGGUGAUUUGGACAUUGUAAACAUGGUUAUUUUUGUAUACUUUUUAUAGAGAAAAAGCAUCUUCUAUGCUGGAAAAUAGGGUAUUCACAUUUUUUUUCAGAUGUCAUUCCUUUAUUUAAAUUAUUCAUAUUUAUGUAAUGGAUAAUAUCCAAAUUCUUAUGUACUAUACAUAGUUGAGUAUUUACACAUUCUUAAUCCUUCAGGCUAGCUCUGCCAAAGUUAUCAUAUAUCCAGCAGAAAAUAAAGUCUUUAUUUUGAUUUUCCCUUCUUUUUUUCUCCUUUUUUCAUCUAUAGGGAACGAGGAGUGAGGAAUCGGAUGGUUCCCAAAAAUUAUUAUUUUUAACAUUGUCGCAAUUUUGUUCCACAUGAAUAAAAGGAAAAUAAA